UCAGCUGAGGGUCACGUGGGCCAGGCCGGAACCCGGCGCCUCCCGCUCGGCUGGGCUCAGGAUGCGCGGCGGGCAGGUCGCGGCGCGGGCCCCGGUGAUCCAGUUCACCAACUGCCGCAUCCUGAGGGGUGGCGCGCUGCUCAGGGAGGACCUCUGGGUGCGCGGGGGCCGCAUCCUGGACCCGGAGAAGCUGUUCUUUGAGGAGCGGCGCGUGGCUGACGAGCAGCGGGACUGCGGCGGCUGCAUCUUGGCGCCCGGCUUCAUCGACGUACAGAUCAACGGUGGAUUUGGCGUUGACUUCUCACAGGCCUCGGAGGACGUGGGUUCGGGGGUUGCCCUAGUGGCCCGGAGGAUCCUGUCGCAUGGAGUCACCUCUUUCUGCCCCACGUUGGUCACAUCGCCACUGGAGGUUUAUCACAAGGUCCUUCCUCAGAUCCCCGUGAAGAGUGGUGGUCCCCAUGGGGCAGGGGUCCUCGGGGUGCACCUGGAGGGCCCGUUCAUCAGCCGGGAGAAGCGGGGCGCGCACCCUGAGGCCCACCUGCGCUCCUUUGAAGCCGAUGCUUUCCAAGACGUGCUGGCCACCUACGGGGGCCUGGACAACGUCCGCAUCGUGACGCUAGCCCCCGAGCUGGGCCAUAGCCACGAGGUGAUCCGGGAGCUGACGGCCCUCGGCAUCUGCGUGUCCUUAGGGCACUCGGUGGCUGACCUGGGUACCGCGGAGGAAGCCGUGCAGAGUGGGGCCACCUUCAUCACCCACCUCUUCAACGCCAUGCUGCCUUUCCACCACCGCGACCCGGGCAUCGUGGGGCUCCUGACCAGCGAUCGGCUGCCUGCAGGCCGCCGUAUUUUCUACGGGAUGAUUGCUGAUGGCAUACACACCAACCCAGCCGCCCUGCGCAUCGCCCACCGGGCCCAUCCCAAGGGGCUGGUGCUGGUCACUGAUGCUGUCCCUGCACUGGGCUUGGGCAAUGGCCGACACACGCUGGGGCAGCAGGAGGUGGAGGUGGAGGGGUUGACAGCCUACGUGGCAGAACCUGCCCUCUCUGCUCUCGAGGCACCAACACACUGAGCGGCAGCAUCGCCCCGAUGGACGCUUGCGUGCGGCACUUCCUGCAGGCCACAGGUCAGUGAGGCUGCGGGGGUGCCGCAUGUGUGCCCCGCGGGGGGGCAGAGGCCGUCUCUGGAAGAGGCUGGAGGCAGGGACCACUGAGGUCUGUGUCUGGUGGGGUCCCCAGGAAUGUGACCAGGGUCCCACCUGCAGGAGGUUCCGUCAGCAGGAGAGGGCGGCGUGGACCAGCUGGGGGCCAGAACCCAGAGUGACUGGCCCUGGAGCCACAGCACCCAAGGGUGGGGCCUGUGAGACUGUAGCUGCAGGGCUGUGGGCUGGGGGCUGUGCUUCAGGGUUGGCAUGUUAUGGGGGGAGGGGUGGGUGUCUGGGAGAGGCCGUGGUGGACCCUGCGAAGCCCUAGGCGGUGCCCUGGGGCUGAGGUGUCAGGCAGGGGGCUGGGGGGGACGCUGUGGUCCAAGGUGCUGGUUGGAGGAGCAGGGAGAUGGGUUAGAAGGCAGAUGACAGUGGUGGCCUGGCUUGGCGAGUGAAGCAGGGGCUGGAGAGAAUUGGGGUACCAGCAGCAUCCCCAGGUUGGGGAGGGGAGGCCUUGAAGUUCCGGGGCUGGGAAGGACCCUGCUGGGGACCCUCUGGCCACCAUGCCCCACCCCAGCCCUGCAGGGAACUCACUCACAAAACACUUUGGACCCGGCUGCCGUCAGCCCCUCCCCUUGGGUUCCAGGGAGAGCACCCCUCCUGGAAGCAGGACCUUGGGCAUCUGUGAGGCCACCCAGCGCUUGGUGCUCUGCCCCUCACCCCCACCCCCACCCCCACCCCGUCAAAUGGCAGAGCCAGCUGGGAGUUGGGGAUGGUCACCACCGCCUGUGUCCCCAAGCAGGCUGCAGUGUGGAGUCCGCUCUGGAGGCUGCGUCCCUGCAUCCAGCACAGCUGCUGGGGCUGGAGAAGUGCAAGGGGACCCUGGACUUCGGGGC
Molecule: messenger RNA, 2037 nt
Organism: Capra hircus (goat)
Lineage: Eukaryota; Metazoa; Chordata; Mammalia; Artiodactyla; Bovidae
Gene: AMDHD2
Product: amidohydrolase domain containing 2
Exons: 9
Coding region: 62-1069 (335 amino acids)
Biological process (GO): N-acetylglucosamine catabolic process
Molecular function (GO): N-acetylglucosamine-6-phosphate deacetylase activity
Source: RefSeq, a predicted model, not a curated record